AUGGUGAUGGAGUUGGUCCAGAAAUGUCGCAUUGCAAUUGGCACAAAUCUUUUGGUGAUAGUUGUCUUCAACGCCCAUGCAGCAACCCUGAUACUCUGUGUACUGGAAUCUGUGGUGGUUUUGUUCAUCCUGCUUCUGCUGAUCGCUGCUAUCACUCUGGCACGAAGAGACCUCCUGUGUUUCUACAUGAUCGGCAUGCUUCUGCAUGGAUUGGCUCGAGUUCUGGUAGGAGCAGUUGCUGCCUUAACGGCCAUAUAUCCACGAGGUUUUAUACAAGCGGCACGGAAGGGGCACCGAAUAACAUAUAAAAUGGCACGAGUGGUCUGGGCAUGCAUCUCAGUGAUCAGCAUUCUUCUCUGGCUACUUGCUAUGACAGCAAUUUACUUUGCACUCCGUUAUCGCCACUACAUUCCACGCUACGGGGCUCGCAGAGAACAUCGCAGAAUAAAAGCACCCGUGCUGGUCUCCGUAAAAGCAGAAACAGCGCCCACCGCUGGCACUGAUUCGUCUACUGCCCCAAAAACCAAAGAAGUUCCGCCAGCAGCCAUUAACACUGCACAGUCACCUUCUGGGAAAGACGCACAGUUAGCUUCUGGGAAAGAGACACAGCAAGCUUCUGGGAAAGACACGCAGAUAGUUUCUGGAAAAGAGCUGCAAAACACAACGCCGCAGAUAAGUCCUAAGCAAUCGGUAAAAGAAAGUGUGCUGGAUAUCGAAGGAGGACAAAAAGGUGAUGGGAAACAAUCCUGA
This is a messenger RNA of Gongylonema pulchrum, 750 nucleotides long. Lineage: Eukaryota; Metazoa; Nematoda; Chromadorea; Rhabditida; Gongylonematidae. The record is from the annotation of a GenBank genome assembly.